GCGGCGGUUAACGCGUCAAGGAUUAUCCGUCCUCGGUAGCUUUGCUUGAGAAUUGAGAGGGUUAACCUGCCCGAAGGAUUUCUUCAAUCUCUUCUUGUUCAGUUUAAAUUUUUAUUUUUUUCCGAACUGCUACACAGUAACGAGGGCCAGGAAAGUAAUCGAGCAAGGCAAUGAGAUUUGUAGAGGAGAAAAACUGGAACGGUGUCCACUCUUCGGAAUUAAGAACCGACUGAAAUGGACUAAAAGAAAAAGAAUAACAGACACAGACGACAUGCGACGUGCCGGUUUGAAAAUAAGCACGUGGUGACUGAUGUAGGUGCACAAGAGUUGGGAACGACGGCGACAGGUAUGAGCACGGGUGCUGGUAUGGGUGGUGGUAUUGGGGGUGGUACAGGGGGAGGCUAUGGAGCUCCUGCAUCUACUACCGCAACUAAAGCCGCAGCUCCCAAAAAGGAUGAGGAUAUCAUUACUACGAUGAAACAUAAAGUGACAGAAAGCACUAUGUACAGACAUGUACGCCACCCAAUUGACCAUCUUGGAUGCAAACAUCACCUUAAAAAGAAGGGUUGUCGAGUACAUAAAAAGAGACCUCCUCGCGCCCCUAUGGGUGGUGGUAUGGAAGGUGGUAUGGCGGGUGGUGGUAUGAUGGCUGGUGGUAUGGGUUGAGGUAUGAUUUAAUAACAUACUUUUCAGAAAUUAUGUAAUAUUUCUGUGAAUAAGAACCCAAUCCGCAAAUUAAAAA
Messenger RNA from Belonocnema kinseyi, 742 nucleotides. RefSeq lists its product as uncharacterized. The coding region runs from base 349 to 666 and encodes 105 amino acids. The record is from RefSeq and is a predicted model, not a curated record. The transcript is spliced from 3 exons. Lineage: Eukaryota; Metazoa; Arthropoda; Insecta; Hymenoptera; Cynipidae.